This is a messenger RNA of Lolium perenne, 747 nucleotides long. Its product is annotated as oleosin H2-like. NCBI's taxonomy places the organism in Eukaryota, Viridiplantae, Streptophyta, Magnoliopsida, Poales, Poaceae. Gene Ontology annotation, cellular component: membrane; monolayer-surrounded lipid storage body. The record is from RefSeq and is a predicted model, not a curated record. Gene Ontology annotation, biological process: lipid storage; seed oilbody biogenesis; response to freezing.
CUCCGCCGCUUUAGCUACUGAACUCGCCAUGUACACGGCCACGGCGUCGCCGCGCGCGCACCGGCAGCAGCAGUACCAGCCGCUGCGCCACAUCGAGGGCCUCACGCUCCGGUCCGCGCUCCGCAGCAACCCGCAGGCGUCCGCGCUGGCCGUGGCCGCGCUCCUCGUCCCGCUCGGCGGCGCGCUGCUCGGCCUCUCCGGCCUCGUCCUGCUGGGGACGCUCGCCGGCGUCUCCCUCGCGGUGCCUCUCGUCGUGAUCUUCAGCCCCGUGCUCGUGCCCGCCGCGCUCGGGGCGGCCCUCGCCGUGGCGGGCCUCGUCGCCGCUGGCGCGCUGGGCGUGUCGGGGAUCUCCACGCUCGUCUGGAUCGCGGGGUACGUUCGGAGAGGCGGCGCGCGUGGCGACACCGGCGCGGUGGCCGGGAUGGUGGUGAAGCCGUUGGACAGCGGGAAGCGGCAUGUCGCGGAAGGGGCGCCGCCGACGUUCGUCGGGCACCGGCUGCGUGACUCGGGGGACGGGUUGAGCAGCAAAGCGAAGGACGUCGCCAGCGCGUCUAAGACCUGUACUGCAAGAGGACGGGGUAAAUAAUGUACGCCGUUGUGCUAAGCAGUCUUGCAAUAACAAUGCAUUUAGUUUGUCGAAAUCAUUGUAUACGUACUGUAACUACUGGUAGUUUAAUCUUUACUAUUACUAGCAAAAGUGCCCGUGCGUUACAUGGGGAGAAAGAAAUACUCAAACGCUUUAGUAAA